Molecule: messenger RNA, 1584 nt
Organism: Nycticebus coucang (slow loris)
Lineage: Eukaryota; Metazoa; Chordata; Mammalia; Primates; Lorisidae
Gene: SLC7A6OS
Product: solute carrier family 7 member 6 opposite strand
Exons: 5
Coding region: 29-955 (308 amino acids)
Biological process (GO): developmental process
Source: RefSeq, a predicted model, not a curated record
GUUCCCACAGUUCUCCGCGACAGCCGCUAUGGAGGCGGGCAAGGCAACUGUGCUGCGAGUGAAGCGGAAGCGCAGUGCGGAGCCUGCUGAGGCUCUUGUGCUAGCCUGUAAACGUCUCCGGAGCAGUACGGCUGAUUCGGCUACCCAGGAGACGCCAGAGGGUCUUGAGAGAGCGGCGGAAAAUAACAUCUUCCAGUUGGUGGCCACCGUGCGCUCCCAGGAGGAACCAAUACAGCCGCUUCUGCGGGCUACUCUGCACCCAUCCCUCGGCAGCCAGCAGCGUAUUCGCCGCGAUCUCCGUGCUUCUGCUCGGCAGAUACAGCGGGAGGGCCGCUACCGAGUGGUCUCCAGUCACAGAUCCUUUGGGACCACGUCUAGCUGCCUGGAGUCCGAGUAUGCGUCGGGGAAUCCAGAAGGUACCGGAGACUCUGGCUUCCAGCUGUUCGACCUUGUCCAUGAGGAGGGAGAACCAGAGGCCGCCGCUGCGGAUUCUGGCAAAACAGCUGACCCAGAUGUGAUCCUCUGCAAUUCUGUAGAGUUGAUCCGUGAGCGGUUGACUGUGUCUGACGAUGGACCAGGAGUCGGGCACCAGGAGGAACAAAAGCACGACAGUUAUGUGUAUGACAUUUAUUACUCGGAGAUGGCCACUUCAGGGUGGAUUGAGAACAUCCUGUCUGUGCAGCCCUAUAGCCAAGAGUGGGAGCUGGUGAAUGAUGAUCAAGAACCAGAGAAUAUUUAUGAUGAUGAAGAUGAUGAGAACAGUGAGAACAACUGGCGAAAUGAGUACCCGGAGGAGGAGAGCAGUGAUGGAGAGGAAGCUUCCAGAGGCUCUGAUGAAUAUAGCAGCCUCAGUGAGGAGGAAAGAGGCAGCAGCAGACGUCAGAUGUGGAACAAAUACCCUUUGGAUGUACAGAAGGAGUUUGGCUAUGACCCCCACGACCUGGAUUCGGACUGAUCAUCUUUUUGUUAUCUAUGAGCUUCUACCAUGGGCCCUUGAGGGUUCUGUGAUUACAUUGUUAACCACUCUGGUGUCAUCCUCUCAGUUGUCCUAGCCUAACAUGUGAAGGAAAAAGUAUAUCCAACAGUACUAUCUCCCCACAGUGGAAACAUACUAAGGGAGAAAGUCUUUUUCCACUAAGACUAGGACCCCUUCUCUUCAAUUAAAAGUGACCUACAGUCUGAAAAAAAUAAUACUAUAAAUAUGAAGGUUCCUUUAGUUUCCUGGCCUAGGCAUUAUUCCUGGCAUUCCAGUUCUCCUAUACUGAUGCCAUAAGGGAAGGAGAGGAUAUUUUAUCAGCUUUCCCAUACCAGCAGGCUGCUUGCCUCCAAUAAAAGUGUUCCUUUUAACAGAGGGAAUCUAGAAGCACUACAGUGGGUCCCUUGUAACAGCAUAGACCAGAUGUGAUGGCCAGGAUGUAGAAUCUGUCUGAGCUGUGGGAGAUCUCAGUUAACACACUGUCUCUGCCUCUCUGCUUCUAGACCUGAUAAUGAUAAUGAAGAGUGCAGUCUUUCUUUGGCAGUGGUGCCAAGGAACAGAAUAUGUAUGAAUGUGAUACACUGUGUUUAGUAAAAGCCAAUUUUGAA